Messenger RNA from Dermochelys coriacea (leatherback sea turtle), 1384 nucleotides. It is a transcript of the gene GPR160, whose product is annotated as G protein-coupled receptor 160. Gene Ontology annotation, cellular component: signaling receptor complex; plasma membrane. The annotation marks the transcript as partial. The record is from RefSeq and is a predicted model, not a curated record. Lineage: Eukaryota; Metazoa; Chordata; Testudines; Dermochelyidae. The transcript has 4 exons.
AGGCGCGUCUCGCUUCCCAGGGCGGAGCCCGCCAGCCGCAGCUGCCCCCCAGGGAGGCCGGGGGGGGGAGCACGGAGGACCCCUCCCGCCGCGUAGCCAGAGCUGCACGGGGCAGCCCGGUCCGGGGCUGGGCGGGGGGCAGGAGCGCGGCAAGCCGCUUCCCCCGGGCUGCCAGGCGAGGAGGCAGCGUCUGCAGCUGCAGGGCAGCUAUGGACCAUGCUUUCAAGAAACAGGAGGCUCUUUAAUAAUGAUGAAAAGAACAGUUGAUCUUACCACAUCCUGGUUCUCUAGGAAAAAUGGAGGAAGGCAAAAUGACUUCUUCCAGAGGACAGCAUAAGCAUGAGGAUGUUACCAUGCCGAUGUAGGUAUGAACCAUUGUGUCCUGUAAGAUUUAUUUGCUGGCUCUUAUCCUUGAAGAAUGGCUGCCAUGUCUUGUGAAAAUUGUUCCUUUCAAUACUACAGCCAACUCAAUCAACCUCUUGAAGCUAGUUGUAUGCUGCUCCUGAUUAUGCUUGGAAAAGUGUCUCUCAAUCUCUUCAUGUUGGGAGUUAGAAGACGGGAUAUAAAACAAAGUUUUAUGGGAUAUUUCUGUAUUUCACUGGCACUCCUUGACUUCACACUUCUGGUGAAUAUAGCUUUCAUCUCCUAUUUUGAGGACUUUGCACUUUGGGGUAUGAGAUUUACCAAGUACCACAUUUGUCUAUUCACUCAGAUAAUUUCCUUUACGUAUGGUGUCUUGCAUUACCCAGUUUGUCUUGUGUCUGUUCUAGAUUAUUACAUGACUAUAGCUCAAACCCCUAAACCUGCUAGCAUAGGUCAAAGACUAUUUUAUAUACUUGCUGUGGUUUUUAUAUGGAUUUCAGUCCUUUUUUAUAUUCUGAAAGUUCCAGCUGUCUCUGCAGAAUUAGAAAUACAGAACCACUUUUUUACAUGUCCUUUCUAUAUCAGUGUUCAGAGCUACUGGCUAUCAUUAGCCAUCAUGUUUGUCAUAUGUGUGGCUCUUGUGAUUUGUUGGUCAGAAGUUAUAACUAUGGUGCGGUCUGUCAGGAUUAUUUCCUUUACAAGUGAGACUGUUUUAAUCUUUUCAUAUGCAUCUGACUGCGAUUGCACAAUCUGUAAAAAGCAGCUUUUGACAAGACUCCUCAUCUGCUUUCUUGGUACUUGGGCACCUUUUGUUUUCCUUCAGAUGACCAUCUUGUUGCUUGGUGCUCAGAUUCCAGCCUACAUGGAGAUGAACGUCCCCUGGCUAUACUUCAUAAACAGUUUUCUAAUCGCAACAGCAUUCUGGUUUAGGUGUCAUGACAUUCAAUUGACAGAGGGGACAUGGUCUGCAGAUCCAUUUGUCAGUUGGAAAUUCUGCUUCAUCCCAUUUAACAAUCAAAAU